Mytilus trossulus (common blue mussel) is the source of this 1524-nucleotide messenger RNA. RefSeq names its product NXPE family member 2-like. The record is from RefSeq and is a predicted model, not a curated record. The coding region runs from base 1 to 1524 and encodes 507 amino acids. The transcript has 4 exons. Lineage: Eukaryota; Metazoa; Mollusca; Bivalvia; Mytilida; Mytilidae.
AUGGCCUGUACCAAGUCAGGAAUACGACAAUGGCAGAUUUUGUGCCCUGGAUACAAAAAAGACGUCGACACGUUUACAGCUACUGAUUUCAAGUAUUAUGAAAAAUACAUAAAGUAUAAAAGCCUAGAUUUCGGAAAAUCUCUUGCUUAUUUGCCGAAAUCUACAGUGGAAAUAAUCAACAAUAAAUCAGCUACGUUUACUACUGGUGAUAUUAUAACACUUAGAAUAAUCCUCCAUAAUAAAAAUGGUGACGUUGUAACUGAAAGUGGUGACUUUCUAAAAGUUUGGAUGUCUGAGAAAGGGAAAGGCGCAGGUUCAGCGGGGUAUAUAGUAGAUCAUGGUAAUGGUACGUAUAUCGGAGUGAUAAAAGCAUUAUGGUGCGGAUAUCCGAACAUCAAAAUUUCAUUGUCAUUUCCAAAAGAAUCAAUUGGACUAUUUGUAAACUACAUAUACAAGAAUGGAAUGUUGAGGACUAUGAAAGGAGUGUUUAAGAAUGCACGUGGAGAAACUGGUAAAGGUCCAUGUGGGAUUCACACACGGACAAAACACGGCAUCUGUGACUUUACAUCAAAGAAUUAUGGAAUGAGAUGGUUUUGUUCAUUACCAGAUACACCUGGGUUUUAUUGUUCAGACUGGUAUUCCAUAAUUGGAGAUACGAACAGGUCUACAUUUACAACAACACAGAGGAACUUCAUAAGUUCUACCAGUAAUAAAAUUAUAAAGGAAAUUAAAGUUGAAGUACAUGGUGAUAAAUUCAUAGAUCACCCAGAGUACUUGUGUAGACAAAUAAAUCCUUCAGUCACAUGGAACAUUUCGUCCCCAGUUGGAUAUAUUUAUAAUGAAACAUGGCAUAAUCUCUUAUGCCAAAACAAUGUUGAACCAAGUUACAACAGAUAUGUAUCCUGUCUUAAGAACAGGGAGAUAUACAUGGUUGGAGAUUCCACAGUGCGACACUGGCUUAUGACAAUUGCUGAGAUUUUGAAUCUGACAUACUCAAUAAAACUGACAUUCCAUCCUCAUCAUCCAAUCAAAGCUUUCAGUAAAAGUACAAGAGACAACAUUACUGUUACAUGGGCUGCCCACGAGUUCCCAUUUUUUGCUUAUACAUCUAAUGCGACAAUAAAUUAUUUUAAGCCUGCAAGAUAUCACCUCAACGAACUACGUUCUAAAAAUCCGAUUGUAGUACUGCAUUGGUAUGUUCAUAUAGGGUUUGUUCCAUUGUCAGUUUAUAAAGAACAUGUAAUGAACGCUAAAGAGUCUAUAGUUGAAUUAUUGGACCGUGUGCCUGACGCAAAGAUAUUCAUCAAAGGCCCACAUAACUUACAAUAUACUGACGGUGUCCCAUAUGACUUUGUGAGAUAUUUACAGGAUAGAAUUAUAUUCAAAAUUUUUGACAAUAUUAAACAUAAGAUUGUGUAUUUAAACCAAUGGGAUAUCACAGUUGCUUCAGAAAGCUACGAAAUGCAUCCUUCGAAUAGUUUAAGACAUCAAAUGAUACAUGAAUUACUGUCAUAUAUUUGUUAA